This is a messenger RNA of Closterium sp. Naga37s-1, 804 nucleotides long. NCBI's taxonomy places the organism in Eukaryota, Viridiplantae, Streptophyta, Zygnematophyceae, Desmidiales, Closteriaceae. The record is from the annotation of a GenBank genome assembly.
AUGUAUCACAGUGUGUAUGACAACUAUCAUUGGAUGGCCACCUUUGCCGAUCCACUCUUCAAGCGCCACGUGGCAGUCACCAAGAUGAUGGCUGGCGUGGCUGCCAGGCUGGCAGGCGACCAUCGCCUGCCCUUCAACUACUCCGCCUACGCUAUCCACCUGGAGCAUGACGUGGCAAGGCUGCAGGCUGACGUGGCGGCACAAGGCGCCCCGUCAUCUCUCUCAGUGGAGCCGCUCUUUGCAUCUGUCUCUCGCCUCCUGACUGGUGCUCAAGGCAUUGAAGUGGAAAUUCAGGUGCGCAAUCAGGCUGCCCCAUCUCACACCCCCCGAAUCCCAUGCACCCCUCCCACCACCACCACAGCAAAUCGCAGCGGCCAGCAGCAGAGCAUGCAGGUGCACGUGGGGGAGGGGUUGCCCCAUGGAGGGCGCAUCUGGGGAAGGCGCCAACUGAGGCCAUUCACCCCCAUCCCACACCCUCCCACCCCGCCACCCCUCCCACCACCACAGCAAAUCGCAGCGUCCAGCAGCAGCGCGUGCAGGUGCACAAGGGGGAGGGGAUGCCCCAUGGAGGAAGGCGCCAACUGCCCGUCAUCCAAGGCAUUCGACGCAGUGAACGAGCGCCUCUUCCUGGCUGAGCGGGGGUUCCUGGACGGGCACGGAAUCGGGCCUCACUACACGUGGUUCAAGCACCUGGUGGGUGGAAGGGACGAGUCAUGGUGUGAGGUAGAAUGGGCGGGGGUGCAUUUCGGUGGGUUUGCUGUGGUGCUCAAGUGUGGGACAGGGGAGCUGUAUUGGAGGGGGUAA